This is a messenger RNA of Drosophila willistoni, 3146 nucleotides long. It is a transcript of the gene beta'COP, whose product is annotated as coatomer subunit beta'. Gene Ontology annotation, cellular component: COPI vesicle coat. Gene Ontology annotation, molecular function: protein binding; structural molecule activity. Gene Ontology annotation, biological process: intracellular protein transport; retrograde vesicle-mediated transport, Golgi to endoplasmic reticulum; endoplasmic reticulum to Golgi vesicle-mediated transport. The transcript is spliced from 4 exons. The record is from RefSeq and is a predicted model, not a curated record. NCBI's taxonomy places the organism in Eukaryota, Metazoa, Arthropoda, Insecta, Diptera, Drosophilidae. The coding region runs from base 122 to 2890 and encodes 922 amino acids.
AUCAAAUUAAGCAACACUGGCACAAGAAUAAAUUUUCUGAUUAGUCCUAAGCUGACCGAAAGAAUUCGAAUUAAUCAUUGCACAUAUAUAGUUUGUGUUUGCACACACCAACGCCUUAAAGAUGCCUCUCAAACUGGACAUCAAGCGCCGCCUCACAUCGCGCUCAGAUCGGGUUAAAUGUGUCGACCUGCACCCGGCGGAGCCGUGGAUGUUGUGUGCCCUGUACAAUGGCCACGUACACAUCAUGAACUAUGAGAACCAACAAAUGGUUAAAGAUUUUGAGGUAUGCGAUGUUCCAGUGCGUUCCGCUCGAUUUGUGGCACGCAAGAAUUGGAUUAUCACCGGAUCCGAUGAUAUGCAAAUACGGAUUUUUAACUACAACACACUGGAGAAGGUGCAUUCGUAUGAGGCUCAUUCGGAUUAUCUACGAUGCAUAGCCGUUCAUCCCACUCAGCCGCUAGUGCUGACGAGUAGUGACGAUAUGCUUAUAAAAUUAUGGAAUUGGGAAAAAAUGUGGGCAUGCCAGCGUGUUUUCGAGGGCCACAGUCACUAUGUGAUGCAGAUUGUUUUCAAUCCCAAAGAUAAUAACACUUUUGCCUCUGCCUCACUGGAUCGCACAGUUAAGGUGUGGCAAUUGGGCUCCAAUUUUGCCAAUUUCACUCUUGAAGGCCACGAAAAGGGUGUCAACUGCAUCGACUAUUAUCAUGGCGGAGAUAAGCCGUAUUUGAUUUCCGGAGCCGAUGAUCGUCUGGUGAAAAUCUGGGAUUAUCAGAACAAGACUUGUGUACAAACACUUGAGGGUCAUGCACAGAAUAUAUCCGCCGUCUGUUUCCAUCCUGAAUUACCAAUUGUUUUAACCGGCUCCGAAGAUGGCACUGUCAGGAUUUGGCAUUCGGGCACUUAUCGUCUAGAGACCUGUUUGAAUUAUGGCUUCGAACGGGUUUGGACCAUUUCCAGCAUGCGUGGCACCAAUAAUGUGGCUCUUGGCUAUGAUGAAGGCUCUAUUAUUAUUAAAGUCGGUCGGGAGGAGCCCGCCAUGUCCAUGGACGUUGUUGGUGGCAAAAUCGUUUGGGCCAAACACUCGGAAAUGCAGCAGGUCAAUUUAAAAACCAUUGCAGACGGCACUGAGAUUAAGGAUGGCGAACGUCUUCCUGUUGCCGUUAAGGAUAUGGGCGCCUGUGAAAUCUAUCCCCAGACUAUUGCCCACAAUCCCAAUGGCCGUUUCGUUGUGGUCUGUGGUGAUGGUGAAUACAUAAUCUACACAUCGAUGGCACUGCGUAACAAGGCCUUUGGGUCAGCCCAAGAAUUCGUGUGGGCUUUGGAAAGCAAUGAGUAUGCCAUACGUGAGAAUAAUGGAACUGUACGCGUUUUUCGUAAUUUUAAGGAGCGCAAGAGUUUCACACCCGAGUAUGGCGCAGAAAAUAUUUAUGGAGGUUACUAUUUUGGAGCGAAAACCUCAUCGGGAUUGGCCUUUUAUGAUUGGGAGACAUUGCAACUGGUGCGUCGCAUUGAAGUUCAACCUCGUAAUGUUUUUUGGAAUGAAAGCGGCAGUUUAGUUUGCCUGGCCACUGAUGAUUCAUAUUUCAUAUUGGCCGUCGAUACAAAUCUGGUUGCCAAUGCUGUCGAGACCAAGGAAGGCCUUGAGGAUGAUGGCGUAGAGAGUGCCUUUAAUGUCUUGGGCGAGAUUUCUGAAUCGGUCAAGACGGGCUUGUGGGUGGGCGAUUGCUUCAUCUACACGAAUUCGGUGAACCGCAUCAACUAUUAUGUGGGCGGUGAGAUUGUGACCGUUUCCCAUUUAGAUCGCACCAUGUACUUGCUGGGCUAUGUGCCCAAGGAGAAUCGCUUGUAUCUAGGCGAUAAGGAGCUAAAUGUCAUUAGCUUCUGCUUGCAGCUAUCCGUUCUUGAAUAUCAGACAGCCGUAAUGAGACGUGACUUUGAACGAGCCGAUCUAGUUUUGCCCACAAUACCCAAAGAAUAUCGGACACGAGUAGCUCAUUUUCUGGAGAAACAAGGAUUCAAAACACAAGCAUUGCAAGUCUCCACCGAUGCAGAUCAUAAAUUUGAUUUGGCUUUGCAAAUUGGUGAGCUGGAGAUAGCCUUAAAACUGGCUCGCGAGGCGGAAAACUCACAGAAAUGGUCACAAUUGGCUGAUGUGGCGGCACGUAAAAAUAAUAUGGGCCUGGUCAAGGAGUGCAUGCAGAAGGCCAAUGAUUUUAGUGGUCUACUGCUGCUAUCUACUGCAUCGGGAGAUGCUCAAAUGUUAGAGGAAGUAGGCUCAGCUGGUUCGGCUCAAGGUCGUCACAAUAUUGCCUUUUUGGCCGCAUUCCUACGUUCCGAUGUGCAACGUUGUCUGGAGAUUCUCAUUGAGACAAAUCGUUUGCCUGAAGCGGCAUUCUUUGCCCGUACCUACAUGCCUAGCCAAAUGUCCAGAGUGGUGGAACUGUGGCGCGAAGAGCUAAGUAAGGUUAACGAAAAGGCUGGUCAAUCGCUGGCCGAUCCAGCUCAGUAUACAAAUCUCUUUCCCGGUUUGGGUGAUGCCUUGCGCGUAGAGCAACAUUUACAAGAGGAACGCUCGAGAAAAGCACCCGCUCGCAUAGCCAGUCAGUUGCCUUUGAAUAAUGAGCGGAAUCCAUUGCAAGAACUUAAUGCAGCGGAGCAACAAAGUGGAAUUGGUCAAUUGGAGGAAAAGGAGAAGCCAAAGUUUGUUGCUGCUCCCGUGACAGCUGCUGCCGCCGCCGCUGCUGUCAGCAGUGUUACCGCAGCACCCGUGGAUGUGGAUGUAGAUGAGGAUGAUGAUGAUUUGGAUCUGGAAAUUGAUGGCAUAACGCUUGAUGACAAUAUCGAUACCACAGAUGUCAAUUUGGAUGAAGAUUUUCUAAGCGAUGAUUAGGCCUACUCUUUAAUUUAAAAAUUGCUUGUUGUAAUGGGAAAUGUUUAAUGAACUCCCCGCAAUCCCCCGAAGCAUUUCAAGCCACACACACACAAUUCCAUGCAUACAUUCACAAUUUGAUUUGAAUGGGUGUUUGUUGUUUCCCGUGCAUUAACUAUAUACAAAUUUACAAUUAUAUAUUAUAUAUCGGAUUGUAUAAAUAAUAUGUGUACUACCAUUAUCAAGCAGCAGAAAUGCAAUAAAUAUUUUAAAAAUA